AUGGAUCCCUUGACAGCACAUGGCCGUCCUCUACCACCACCUUUCCACACUAGAGAUCUUCAGCUACAACACCACCCUCAUCAAUUCCAACACCACCAACAGCCGGAGUCUGAAGAUGAACAAAGUGGAAGUAGCGGUCUAAAUCGAGGCCAAAAACGAGAUCGUGAUCAUUUCAACAUCGCCGCCACCACCACCACCACCACAUCUGAAAGCAAAGAAUUGAUUCCACUCACCGGAGAAGGAGAAGCCACAAGAAGAGCCCGAGGAAGGCCUGCUGGUUCUAAGAACAAACCCAAACCUCCAAUCAUAAUCACUCGUGACAGUGCCAAUGCCCUCCGAUCUCAUGUUCUUGAAAUUGCAAAUGGUUGUGACAUUCAAGAUAGUAUAUCCACUUUCGCCACAAGAAGACAAAGAGGGGUUUGCAUUUUGAGUGGCAAUGGCACUGUCACUAACGUGACUCUAAGACAACCAGCUUCACCUGGUGCAGUUGUGACUUUACAUGGAAGAUUCGAAAUUCUCUCUCUUUCCGGUUCAUUUCUACCACCUCCGGCACCACCGGCGGCAUCUGGGUUGACCAUAUAUCUUGCCGGAGGUCAAGGACAGGUGGUUGGGGGCAGCGUUGUGGGUCCCUUGGUUGCUUCAGGUCCGGUGGUGAUUAUGGCAGCGUCUUUUGGUAAUGCAGCAUAUGAGAGGCUUCCUCUUGAGGAUGAAGAGCCACCGUCAUCAGUCGCCGGAAGUGGCCCUCUUGGAUCGCCUGGAAUGGUUGGCCAACAACAACAACAGCAGCUUAUGACUGAUCCAAACUCAUCGCUUUUUAAUGGGCUGCCUCCAAAUCUUCUAAAUUCAUGCCAAUUACCAGCUGAAGCCUACUGGGCCACAGGUCGUCCUCCUUAUUAA
This is a messenger RNA of Ilex paraguariensis (yerba mate), 897 nucleotides long. The record is from the annotation of a GenBank genome assembly. NCBI's taxonomy places the organism in Eukaryota, Viridiplantae, Streptophyta, Magnoliopsida, Aquifoliales, Aquifoliaceae.